This is a messenger RNA of Dinoponera quadriceps, 2090 nucleotides long. Its product is annotated as piggyBac transposable element-derived protein 4-like. The transcript has 2 exons. NCBI's taxonomy places the organism in Eukaryota, Metazoa, Arthropoda, Insecta, Hymenoptera, Formicidae. Bases 177 to 1736 code for a protein of 519 amino acids. The record is from RefSeq and is a predicted model, not a curated record.
UAUUCCGCGAGUCGCGACUUUCUCUUAUCACUGCUCGCGGAAUAUUCCGCGUAUGACACAGUUCACGUUUUGUUGUCAAUCUGUGAGCAUUUGAGCUAUUUUCAUUGCAUUCUUAACAAAUCUUACUUUUGUUAAUUGUUGUGUAGAUCUUUCUAACUGCCGUUAAGACUGCCCCAAUGGACUAUUUUGACGAUUCGGAUUCAAGUGUAGAAAUAAGAUAUACUCGAAGACGUAUCCGUCGUAUUUCAUCAAGUGAUGACAGCGAAGUUGAUCAAUGCGGUAGUUUUAUAAAUGGAGAUUACGUAUGGAAACCCCAAAAUCACACACCGAUUGUACAUGAUUUUUCAGGCGUGAGCGGUGUAACUGUAAAUACACAAAAUCUGUCGAGAAGGGAAGUCUUUGAAUUAUUUUUUAACGAAGAACUAGUUAGAAAAAUAAUUUCGGAAACAAAUAAAUACGGAGCAACUAACGCAGAUUUUGUACCAGUUACAGACGAUGAACUAAAAAUAUUUAUUGCUUUAAACAUUUUAAUGAGUUUAGUUCCUAAGCCCACUAUUCAGAGUUAUUGGACCAAGGAUAAAAGCAUAGAAACACCAUAUUUUAAGAAUGUUAUACCCCGUAACCGAUUUAUCUCUAUCGCUACAAAUUUACAUUUUUCCAGUAAUGAUAUUUCCAACGACCCAUUAAUAAAAAUUCAAGAAGUUUCUGAAAUAAUAAGAAAGAAUUUCAUUCGCAUGUAUGUACCAAAUAAAAAUAUAUCGAUUGAUGAAUCACUAAUACGAUGUAGAAGCUGUUUACGUUAUAUACAAUUUAUCAAAACUAAACGAGCGAGAUUUGGUACUAAGUUUCAUAAACUGUGUGAUUCUAAAACAAGAUACAUACACAAUUUUAAAAUAUAUGUAGGAAAAGAUAAAACUAAUACUGGAUCUGCUAGCAGAAAUGUUGUGAUAAAUUUGUUGAAAGAGAGUAGACUACUGUACAAAGGAUAUUGUUUGUUUAUUGAUUAUUGGUACAGUUCACCGUCUUUAUAUCGGGAAUUAUAUAAUAUGCGAACAAACGUAUGUGGAACAGCGAGAAUGAAUAGGAAAGAAAUGCCUCGGGAACUAAAAUUACUCCAAUUAGAAAAGGGAGAAGCUGUUGUAUUUUCUACAACAGAUAUGGCGGCCAUAAAAUGGAAAGAUAAAAAAGAUGUUGUUUUAUUAACAACUAUGCAUAAUUUAGAUUUUGUCGAAACGGAGAAAACAAACCUAUAUACCGGACAAAAAAGUUUCAAACCAACAGUAGUAAUAGAUUACGAUAAGAAUAUGGGUGGAGUUGAUGUUGGCGAUCAAAUGUUAAGCAAAUUUCACACUAUGCGAAGAUGUAAAAAAGCCUAUAAAAAUAUAUUUUUUUACUUCAUAGACAUGAUGUUACUAAACAGUUACAUAAUUUUCAAAAACAAUAAAAAAGAUCGAGCUUUUCAUGUUUACAAGCAAAAAUUGGCCGAAGAAAUUGUUGAAAAAUAUUUUGCAAAUGUAAGAAUAAGGGAGGUAUCAUCUAUCAAUGAUUCGUUAACGCGAUAUACUGGCCGGCAUUUCCCUAUACGGAUACCUCCAACACUAGCAAGGGGGAACAAAACAUCAAAGCGAUGCGUUGUAUGCUUAUCUAUGUUACUUCGAAAAGAAACAGUUUUUAAAUGCGAUGUUUGCAAUGUAGCAUUAUGUAUCGAUCAUUUUAAAAAAUACCAUGUUAAAUAAACUCUACGAACUAUUCGGAAGUCAUUUACGUACUGUAGAAAUUAACGAAAAUAAUAAAACUGCCGAUAUACGGCCGCGCGCGGUGAUACGGUCCAACUGUCAGUUGAACGCCGCUGAUGUCUGAACACAGAAACUUAAGUAGAGUCAUGAUGCAAAUGGGUUAAUUUCAGUUAUCCAACAGUGGAGCAGCAUUUAUAAAACACUGACAAAUAUAAUUGAUAAUUGAAAAUGAAGGUAUAAUUCAGCGAUAUUGUUAAUUAUUCAAGAAGAUUGCGUACUAACAUUUGCAGUAAAGCUCUUAUUCGUAAAAACUGUUCUUGAAAUAUAUUAAUACCGAUAUAAAAAGACUAUUUU